Amblyraja radiata (thorny skate) is the source of this 2695-nucleotide messenger RNA. RefSeq names its product interleukin-6 receptor subunit beta-like. Lineage: Eukaryota; Metazoa; Chordata; Chondrichthyes; Rajiformes; Rajidae. Gene Ontology annotation, molecular function: protein binding. Bases 242 to 2416 code for a protein of 724 amino acids. The record is from RefSeq and is a predicted model, not a curated record. The transcript has 15 exons.
AUUUCUUUUAAAUCCGCCAACACAGAGAAGUUGCAAGCCUGUGGAAGUGAUGUGCGAUAGAGCUUUCGUGUUUAGGUUGAGGUUAAACAUUUUUAUUGCCAAGUGUACAAGCUCUGAUACGUUGCUGAACACUUGGACGUGUUUCUGUGCAAUUUCUUGGACGGAAUUCCUGGGCUGUAGACUUCCCGAGCAGAGCAGGAUCGACUAGCAGCGAUAUUGGGAACGCUCGUCUAAUCAGGUGAUGCGUGGCACCAUAAGGAUAGUUUGCAAACUUCUACUGACUGCGGUUCUGCUGAAUCAACACAGCAACCAGACAGACAUGUUCUGCUUCAGAGUGGACAAGGACUCAGAGGUGAUCUGUACCUGGAGCCCAAUCCAUAACACCUGGAAGACCACUGAGUACAUGUUCCACUUGGAAAUAAAGAGCAGUUCCACCCACAGCAAUAAGCCGCUUCGUAUUCCGACCCUCUUGCCUUCAGUGGCCCUAGAAAGGAAGAUCCUCUCUGCGGGCAAGUGCUACGUUGCCUGGGUAGAAGUCAACAACACACAGCUAUCAAGUCUGGAAUUCAUCAUCGAAGACAUAGUGAAACCCCAGCCUCCAGUUAGUGUGUCCGCCAAAACCGAUGGUCCCACGAAUAUAGCGAUUGACUGGACGAAACCUGCCAACCUUGACCAAUUCGUCAGUAUGCAGUAUGAGCUUCAGUACAGAUUGGCAGGCCAGCAAAAUUGGAGUGAGGUUUCAGAUGAUGAAGUUGGAGUCCAUGCAGUAGGCUAUGUUCUGGAAGAUCUACAACCAUUCACAAAGUAUGAAUUCCGCGUCCGAUGUGGGCGAGAGGGAGAAACAAACCGGAAACUGUGGAGUGAUUGGAGUGCAGUGACUGGUGCCAUGACCGAAGAAGCCAAACCUGUCGGCGUUCUCGAUGUGUGGUUCAUGCAAGGAGGACCAAGAUCUAUUACCCUGCUGUGGAAGCCUCUUGAACAACAUCAAGCAAGAGGAAAAAUUCAGCGAUACUCUGUGAAUUAUACUCUCCAACGGGAUGGAGAAAAAAUUAGCAAAGCGAAGAUCACCGCCUACCGUAACAUCACCCUUUCUGAGACCACUCAGCUUGUCAACGUCAGUGCAUACAACUCUGUUGGAGCUACAGACCCGGCCACACUCAAUCUGGUUCAAGAUCAGUUACCUGUGUUGAACAUAACUGUUCUCAACUACAAUGACCAGGUUCACGUGUGCUGGGUGAAAUCAGCCAAGAACGUGCUUGGGUUUGUGGUGGAAUGGGUGAACAUGAACUUGCCUGAAAAUCCACCAGAAUGGAGGAAAAUUCCAGCACUAGAUGAAUGCAUGGAUCUGAAACAUGAUGUUCUUCAGGCCCGGAUUCCAUACAAAGUCUCAGUGUACACUCAAUAUCAGAUUGGUCUGGGUAGGCCAGUAUCUACCGUCAUCUACACAAAAGAAGGAGUGCCUCUCACAGGACCCCAGGUCUCAAUAUAUAACAUUUCUCAGACUUCAGCCACACUGUUAUGGGAGAAUGUUCCCCUGAGCCUCCGCCAAGGGUUUAUUCUUUACUACACUCUGUGUUACGUAAAGAAUCCACAGGAAGACUGCAGGCAGAAAGUUCUCAAUAUAAGCUCUGCAUUAAAUAACUUCACAUUAUUGAACUUGGAGCCUGCGAGCACCUACACAAUCUGGAUGGUAGCUUCCACUCGCAUAGGAGAAGGCAUGAGCGGACCACACCUCAAACUGAAGACAGGAGCUUCACAUAUUAUACCCUGGAAGCAUAGUAUCCUGGUACUCGUGACCUUGGUUGUUAUUGUUCUUUGCAUCACUGGAAUAUGCUGCUUUCAUCAAAGGCUAAAACGCCUUGUCUCCAUGUUAAUACCUCAGUGGUGCUGCCAGAGAAUCCCAGAUCCUAAAAUCAUCCGUGCUCUGCUCCAGCAGAAUCAUACCACUCCUAAACAUUUUACUAUGAUUGAGAGUGAUCCAGAAAUCAUUAAAGUGGAAGAGAUUAUACCUGAGAUCAUGAUGCAGCUACCUCUGGAAAUCAGGAAGAGCUCAAAUGCUGAAGAUAUGUUUCGGCCCAACAGCCCCACACUAACUGAAGGCAAGAGCUCAAAUGCUGAAGAAAAGUUUCGGCCCAACAGCCUCACACUGACAGAAGCCAACAGUUCAAAAUCUGAAGAUCUGUUUUGGCCAAGCACGCCAACUCGGGAGGUAGACAACUCUCCACAGGUCUCCAUUCAUUCACAUAAAGAAUUUGGACUAAAGCCAAUCAGCACAGAAUUACCAGGAGCAGGAAGAACCUGCAAUACCUCAGGCUAUGAGAAACACUUUAUACCAUCGCCAGAACAACUGCUUGAAGAUGGAUGGCAAUUAGACAAUAAAGCGCAAUGGCUAGGAUUGGUGGAAUCCCAACAAUGAAGUUUAACCUUCAAGGUGCCUGGAGAACUUGAUCAACCUGCACAUUAUUUCAGAGUUACUCAUGACUCACUUUACAGUACAUUUGUAUGUGACAGUAUCUGUGAAGUUCAGGAUCACUCAGUUGUUCCUCGCUAAAUUCAGCUGAGCAAGGAACUGAUACUGGGAUCCCAAGGCCUGAGUGGCUCCAAUUCAUUGGCAGCUGUUUAAUGGUUAAUGCAAUAAAGCCAGAAUAGAACAUUGUAAAUAAGUCAUUUUCCUAAACUUGAUGUUCAGCCAAUA